CGCAAAAUCGCCUCCCGCAAGCCCCGGCUUAUCUGUUGCUCUGCCGCUUCGAAAAUAAAGUGUUGGCAAUCUCUACUAAACAAACAUGAUUGCCGGUGGACACGGGGAUCCUAACCCUAACACAUCCUGGUUGGAUUCACGUGGACUGUGGCUCGCGUACGUGUUGGGUAUCCUGAUGUUUCACAUCAUCCUGCUGGCGAUUCCGUUCGUGCAGAUUCCGUACGCCUGGACCAUCACAAAUGUGGCGCACAAUUUGGCACAUCUUUACUUUUUGCACUCGAUAAAGGGAGCCCCUUGGAUGAGCAUCGAUGCCGGCGAAAGCCGUAGGUACACCCAUUGGGAGCAGAUAAACUAUGGAGAACAGUUUACGGCAACCAGAAAGUUUCUCACGGCGGCCCCUAUUGUGCUCUUUCUGCUCACGUGUCUCUACACACGCAAUGAUGUCGAUCACUUCAUCGUCAACUUCAUUUCCUUGGCGGUAGUUCUUGUACCAAAAUUGCCACAAUUUCAUGGAGUACGUCUGUUUGGUAUUAACAAAUAUUAAACAUCUUAGGGGAGAAGAGAAUCAAUGCUCCCAGGGUACCGAAUCGAGCAUUGAUUGGCGAACAUAGUUUCGGCACAAUGGACUGGCAAACAGAAAAUAUGUCUCAAGUUGUAACUAUUGGACUUCACUAACCGUGUACUGUACAUAUUAAUGGGAGAUAUAAUUUAUCGCAAUCGUAGUUUAUUGCUUGCGAACUAAUAUUUGGCAUUCCUCUCGUAAGUUCAAUUGAAAGUAAGAUGCACUAUGUUAUACGAUUGAAAUUGUCUAUGUACUGCAAUGCAAAACGAUGCUGUUCUUUUAAAGAUGUAUAUUGUGAUUAUUGUCAAAUAAAUCUCAUGAACACUAAG
Messenger RNA from Anopheles darlingi, 891 nucleotides. It is a transcript of the gene ORMDL, whose product is annotated as ORM1-like protein. Gene Ontology annotation, biological process: negative regulation of ceramide biosynthetic process; intracellular sphingolipid homeostasis; ceramide metabolic process. Lineage: Eukaryota; Metazoa; Arthropoda; Insecta; Diptera; Culicidae. Gene Ontology annotation, cellular component: endoplasmic reticulum membrane. Bases 86 to 544 code for a protein of 152 amino acids. The transcript has 3 exons. The record is from RefSeq and is a predicted model, not a curated record.